GGCGCCGCCGACGCCUCCGAAGCCGGGGCGAACCAGUUCCUCGGUUCCUGCCCCCAAAUGCAGCAUGGAGUCGUCCGUGGGGCGGCCUGGGCCCGAGGCAGACCUUCUGGCUCUGGGGGGACAGCAAGCCGCGAUCUUCAGUGGCGGCCCGGGUCCAGCGCCCUCUGAGCCGCCCUCAGGCUUCCGGGUGUCGGGGGAGGAGAAGGCCGAGAACGUUGGAGCCUCGAGCCGCCACCCCACGGCGUCCCCUAAGACUUUGAGCUGCAGUGUCGACCACUGGCCGGAACCGGAGGCUCGGGAGAACGAGGCUGGCCGCGCAGUGACGCCGUGUGGACCCGGGAGCCGCGUGGCGGCGCUGGGUCCCGGGCAUGACCCGCACGGGUUUUCCAUACAGAAGGACCCUGAGUCGCCCGAGGACAAGCCUGCAUCCGAAAAGAUCCACCGUCGAGGGAGCCAGGGAGGCGGCGGGAUGGAUGUUGAGCAGGAGCAGGAGGAGGAAGACGACGAGGGGGAGGCCGGCAGGGCUGGCAGGUCGUUCUCCAGCCGCCUUCAGGACAGCCGCAGUCUUGAUGGGCUGAGCGGGGCGUGCGGCGGCUCCGGGUCCGCAGGAGGUGCGGAGUCUGGCGCGGGCGUCGGGCGUCGCGCCACUAUCUCCAGCCCCCUGGAGCUCGAGGGCACGGUGAGCCGACAAGGCGACCUCACCCACUUUGUCGCCAACAACCUGCAACUCAAGAUCCGUCUGAGCAGCACCUCUCAACCCCCGACCCCUGCCCCUGCGCCGCCCUGUUCAGCACCCUCAUCCACUCCAGCCAUCCCCCCCAUCGACCCCGACGUGCUGCGGGACCUAGAACGGCUGAGUCGGGAGCUGGGCGGUAGGGUAGACCGUCUGCUUCGCGGGCUGGGUGGCGCGGUGCAGGAGCUGACAGCACUGAGCGUGGGCUGCAUCCAGACCUACCGCGACGCCGUGGACUCCCUAGGCGAAGCCGUGGACAUGAGCAUCAAGGGAAUGUACACCCUGCUGGCGCGCUGCGAGGAGCUGGAGAGGGCUCUGCAGCCGGUGCAGGGACUGGCGCGCCAAGUCCGGGAUAUCCGACGCACACUGGAGGUGUUGGAGGCUCUGUGCAAGUGACCAGGAGGGCAAGAGAGUCCAGGCCAGGACCCAGUAGGGUCCUAAGGACUCUUCAAGGAGCUCUGGCGGGGAAACCGAUUUAAUGGAGGCUCUUUCAGAUGCAUUUAGCAGGCCGGCGUCCAUUCGCUGGGCCAUGUAUAUGGGGAAGUUCUAAAGGUUUUCCUGGUUGUAGGUGAUAAUGCUCAGCUUCUAUUCAGUUGGCCAUCUGCAGCUACGUUGUCCUCCCCAACUCUCUUCCUUAGCUAAAAAAUCGUCCCUUGGAACCCAGGGCUUCAGGUCUGGGCUUGGGAGAUGUGACUGCCAUCUGUAAUCAAGAAAGGAGAACGGAAGAGGCCUAAGCCCCAACUGUGGCCCCUCUAACUCCAGUGGCCACAUCUCAGGUGCCAGGGCCUAUGGGAGCAUGAGUGGUCCUUGGCCACACACCAUGCACACAAGGAUGCACACCUGCACAUGGAUAGCCCCCUGCUUCUGCCCACUGACCCCUGCCAUCCCAUUUCAGCCAGAACCAGGGUGGAGCUAGAAGGAAUGCAAUGCAUGGUAGAGGGUGUGAGUUGGGAGGGGUUCUCACUGCUCUCAGGGUUCAGUAGAAUUGUUGCUGGUUUUGAAGCCCACCUGUUGUGGAGUGUUCUAAUCAGUUUUGGCUUUCUGAGUUUUUGUGGAAUUAAAGUGCUGCUGCUGCUAAG
Molecule: messenger RNA, 1812 nt
Organism: Molossus molossus (Pallas's mastiff bat)
Lineage: Eukaryota; Metazoa; Chordata; Mammalia; Chiroptera; Molossidae
Gene: BORCS6
Product: BLOC-1 related complex subunit 6
Exons: 1
Coding region: 65-1129 (354 amino acids)
Biological process (GO): lysosome localization
Cellular component (GO): BORC complex
Source: RefSeq, a predicted model, not a curated record